UAGCUUUGUAUUUAUUAUUUAAAAGGUUGGGCACAUUGCAAUUUACAUUGUGAUUUCAUUGUGCUAAAUAUUUACAAUGCAGUGUACUCCUACUAUUCAGCGGCAAAUGAAAGACUUGAAAAUACAUCAGACUUGACCGCUUGUCACCGAAGAAACCAUACUGCAACAGACGACAAUCUCCUUUCAAAGGUGCGCUGUAAAUAGUCAGGAAUCCAAAUUCCCCUCACACAUUUGAUAACACGCACUAAACACGUUCGUAUGCAUAGGUGUACAUCCUCUCUUAAUCUAAAUGUUAGUUGAAAUUUAAAAUAUAUAUAUAUUUUCAUUUUACAUGAAAUGUUUGGCUAUACAGACCAUUUUACCUCAAAUAAAAUAACAAAUAAAUAAAACAAAUCGACGUUACGUAUCCACGUGCUAGCAGAAAAUGCGUCGUGGCUCAGUCACCGGGUGGAAUUGGAUAUCUUGGAGCAUUCUUAUAAAUGAUUUUGAGAUGGAGAUGCCUUGUCAGCAAUGCAUCACGUGUCCACUUUCUGCAUCUCUCCCGCCGGUGUUUGCAAAAGCCUGCCUCUAUGGUGAGCUCUAGUUUCGCCAUCGACUAGUUUACGCUAGCCACAUCCCCACCCUACUCGCACAGCGCUCGUAUUACCAGAAGCGUCUCGACAGAAGCUGCAAAGAAGUCUUAGCUACGGGAAGUAUGCUUAAAAUGAGCGAUAAGUAUUUUUUAAAUCUGGUUCUUCUCGGGUCGUCGUAUAUGUAUAUCACGCUUUUACUUAGGUGAAAUCUAAGAAAGCUCUUCAGGUGUUUUAUUUUCCCAGAUAAUUUUCAUUGGUAAAUAGCGUUUUCAAAGGCGCUGACAUGCCAGUUUUCCUCAGAGAAAUAACAUGAACGGCGCGAUUGUUGUCGUUUAUUUUAAAUGGUCAUGUAAUGCCAGAUAAUGCAAUUGCUGCGCGACGAGGAAGACACAGCACCUGUGCUGUUGAAACAGAGACCGUGAUUUUCUGUUCAGUUGCCUUUGAAUUGGAUUUCGUAGUUUCUUGACGUUUUUUGCGCACACCUUAGUAAAAACAGGCUAGGUAGUUGACUCGUAAACGUGUGCAGACGUGUGCAAAUUUCAGAGAGUGAUACGGUUUGCAAGGCGCGACCAAGUGUGCAAGGUGCUCUCGUUUCUGUGGUAGAUCUUGCUAUGUUUUCUAUUCAGCCAGACUGAGGAGCGCCUCCCUUCGUUUGAGACCCGAUCCUUAAAUGACCUAUUGCUGAAGACAUUGUGAUCUAUUGCCUAGAUCAUGGCAUGUGGCUCAUUUCAGAUUUAUACAAGCGCGGCGUUGAGGAUCACUAGAGAAAAUGGGGAUCAGGUCCAGAAAUGUUGGUAACGGUUCGGAAGAACAGAGAGACAAGAAGGCAGGCUUGCCCGGGGACUUGGACCAAGGGGCUGUGGCAGAUAAAGAUGGAGCCUUUUUGCUCGUGGGACCUGGCAGAGACGAUUUCAAAAGAGGGUCUCAGAGUAUUGGGCUUUUAGCUAAAACUCCCCUGGGGUACACUAGACCUGUAAAGCGGAAUAACAUCAGGAGGCGAAGAAUUCAGAAUCUGAUCUACGACGCGCUUGAAAGACCAAGAGGAUGGGCGCUGCUUUACCACGCAUUUGUAUUUUUGAUCGUGCUGGGGUGUUUGAUCUUGGCCAUAUUAACCACUUUUAAGGAGCAUGAAAAAGUUUCAGCACACUGGCUUGUAAUAUUGGAAACCUUCACGAUAUUCAUCUUUGGUGCGGAGUUUGUGCUGAGAAUAUGGGCUGCUGGGUGCUGCUGUCGGUACAAAGGAUGGAGGGGGCGCCUCAAGUUCGCCCGGAAACCACUUUGCAUUUUAGACAUCUUCGUGCUGAUCGCCUCGGUGCCGGUGGUGGCGGUGCGGAACCAGGGCAACGUGCUGGCCACGUCCCUCAGGAGCCUGCGCUUCCUGCAGAUCCUGCGCAUGCUGCGCAUGGACCGGAGGGGCGGGACCUGGAAGCUCCUGGGAUCCGCCAUUUACGCCCACAGCAAGGAACUCAUCACUGCCUGGUACAUCGGCUUCCUGUCCCUCAUCCUGGCCUCCUUCCUGGUAUACCUUGUGGAGAAGGAUGACAUCACCGCGGAGGUGCCGGGCGGCGAGAACCCCACAGGCCAGCCCACACCACAGGACUUUGACACAUAUGCUGACGCCCUGUGGUGGGGCCUGAUCACCCUGACUACCAUUGGCUACGGGGAUAAGACACCGAAGACUUGGGCCGGCCGGCUGCUGGCUGGCACCUUCGCUCUCAUAGGCGUGUCUUUCUUCGCUCUGCCUGCAGGAAUUCUGGGCUCAGGGCUGGCUCUGAAAGUACAGGAACAGCACAGGCAGAAGCACUUUGAGAAACGCAGGCAUCCUGCUGCUGGACUUAUCCAGUCGGCAUGGCGAUAUUAUGCCACCAAUCCUAUCAGGGAAGACCUCGUUGCCACCUGGAGAUUCUAUGAGACUGUCAUCUCCCUACCCUGCUUCAGGCAAGAUCAUUUGGAAGGAAUGGCAAGCCAAAAGCUGAGUCUUCUGGAGCGUGUACGCUUGCCCAACCCUCGUGUUCCCACAUCCAUGAAGGGGAAGCUGCUGAUGCCCCUGAACCCGGACUCCAUACAGGAGAGCCCCACCAAGGAGCCCAAGCCGGCAGGCUUCAGCAACCGCGAGAGGUUCCGCACGGCGUUCCGCAUGAAGGCCUACGCUCUCCGACAGAGCUCCGAAGAUGCUGGGGCUCCCCCCGACCCCGUGUGUGAGGAAAGGGGUUUCCCCCCAGAUAUUCUCCUGGAGGAGAUGAUCCCUACGCUGAAGCUGGUCAUCCGGGCUGUCAGGAUCAUGAAAUUCCUCCUGAACAAAAAGAAGUUCAAGGAGACUUUGAGGCCUUAUGACGUCAAGGAUGUGAUCGAGCAGUACUCUGCAGGGCACCUGGACAUGCUCUGCAGAAUCAAAUACCUCCAGACUAGAAUCGACAUGAUCUUGGCUCCCGGACCCCCGUUAACCCCAAAACACAAGAAGACUCAGAAAAUGCCAUUCACCUACCCAUCCCAGCAGUCUCCCAGACAUGAGCCCUACCUAGCCAAAGCAUCCAUGCCAGAGCCUGAAGACCAAAGCAUGAUGGGAAGAUUUGUCAGAGUGGAGAGACAGGUGGAGGACAUGGAGAAGAAGCUGGACUUCCUGGUGGACAUGCACAUGCAGCACAUGGAGCACCUGCAGGUGGAUUCUGGCGGCGCAGCACGGAUGACCAUGGAGCCCUGCGGCCCGGGCGGCGCCGACCUGGAGGAUCGCGGCUUCACCGAGAUCCGCCGCGUCUUCUUCAACUACGCCGAGGCCUGCCCGCACAUGUCCUACCAGGUGCCCGUCAGCAAGGUGGUGCCCUUCUAUAGCUGCCAGGAGGAAAUGGGUGGGGGUGGCCUCCCGGGCGGUGGCGCGGGCGUGGGGGCGGAGGGCAUCGCGGCCCACGCCGUCCCCACCUACAUGGAGCGCCCCACCGUGCUCCCCAUCAGCUCACUCAAUGACACCCAUGGGGGCUCGGGCUCGGAGGCGCACAGCUCCUACCGAGACCCCGGCUCCCAGGAGCAAGGGCGGACCAUGGGGCGGGACACAGACACGCCCCUCUCGCUGCUGUCCGUCACCCACGAGGAGCUGGAGCGCUCGCCCAGCGGGUUCAGCAUCUCGCAGGAGCGGGACGAUUUGACUUUCGGCACGGGGGGCGCCGGGGGCUCCAGCUGGGUGAAGGAGAAGCGCUAUCUGGCGGAGGGCGAGACGGACACAGACACGGACCCCUUCACGCCCAGUGGGCCCCUCCCUCUGUCCUCGACUGGCGAGGGCUUCCCUGACUCGGUGUGGAACACGCCUCCCUAACCCCGAAUGGGCUGGACGUGAAAGAGAGAGAGGAGCUUCCCCACCUGUCAACUGGUGGAUGGAACAAAUUUAAAAAAGAAGCGUGUAAAGUAUACAUAUGUUGUACAGAGCAUUCAUUGCAAAAUUAUACAAAGGAAAAAAAACUCACCCAAAGCUUUAUCGCUGCAAAGCAAAGAGCAAUGCAUGAGAUGCAUGCAAAUUUAGUAGUAGGCACUGCAACGUUCAGGUAAUGGAAAAAAAAUAUAUAAUUUCAACGGAAUACUUUAAAUGCUAUGCCAUUUUUGUAAUACUUAUUUUUUUAAGGGAAACAGAAUUUCAGUUUUUAUGCAUGGUUUGCAUGAAGCUGCACCAUUUCGGAACGGUUGAAUGUUCAACUGUGGUCAACAGCAUUUCUCCCGUUGUCUAGUUUGUGUGGCUUAGUAUGUUUGGGAUGGAAAAAGACUGCGAAAAAAGUAUUAAUUUUUUUAAUUUUGUUUUUUAGCAUACGUGUUAUGGAUAAUUUGAGAGACUUCCAAACCUUUCUUAUAAGGUUACAUAAAGAUCUGAUAGCAUAUUCUAGAUAUAAUUUAAUUUUAGUUGCAAGAAACAGCACUUUGCAAAAGUCUUAUUGUAAAAUUCAAUAUUUUGGUAUGUCUUUAUUUGAUAAGUUGCCAAUAUACCUAAAUACCACUGUAGUUACUGUGUAACCUCUAUGUAAGUACUCCUUGCUACACAGCUGCUGUGGCAUGUGGAACGCAGGUAAUCUUUUCCCCAACCCAAAAUAAA
Anguilla rostrata (American eel) is the source of this 4644-nucleotide messenger RNA. RefSeq names its product potassium voltage-gated channel, KQT-like subfamily, member 3 (gene kcnq3). NCBI's taxonomy places the organism in Eukaryota, Metazoa, Chordata, Actinopteri, Anguilliformes, Anguillidae. The transcript has 15 exons. Gene Ontology annotation, cellular component: voltage-gated potassium channel complex; membrane. The record is from RefSeq and is a predicted model, not a curated record. Gene Ontology annotation, molecular function: voltage-gated potassium channel activity. Bases 1342 to 3879 code for a protein of 845 amino acids. Gene Ontology annotation, biological process: potassium ion transmembrane transport.